AUGCUAGGACACGAUCAUCAACAUCUUGCUGUUACGAAUAAACGAAGGGAAUCGAAGGGCAAGAGCCAGGAACUGGAUCGGACUGGUAUCUUUCUGUCUUCGUCUUCGAAAGAAGCACAUAAGAUGAUAUCUCCGUUUCUCACGCAACAUAUUCCUCAACAGUACAACCCUCGCGCUGCUGACGGUCCCGACCCACGCGAGAAGGCACCAUCAAAGUUCUGCUACAGGCAUCGGCCGGAUGUGAAAUGUCGCAGAACCGCAAACGAGCCAACUAUGGAGGAACUGCAAAACGAUCUAGGGAAACUAUCGCAGUCCGACCAGCAGGGUAUCUCCCAUGUUUGGUCUCUCUUUUCUGCUGCCCCGUCGAAACAUCGCAAUCUCAUGUUGCAAGGCAUUCUAGCACAGUGCUGUUACCCUCAAUUGUCCUACAUAUCAAACACUAUCCGAGACCUCAUCAAGAUCGACUUCCUUGACGCCCUCCCGCCAGAGCUUAGCUUCAAGAUCCUUCUAUGCUUGGAUACCACCUCAUUAUGUAAAGCCUCGCAAGUAAGUCGGAAAUGGCGAAAGCUUGCAGAUGAUGAUGUCGUCUGGCACAAGAUGUGUGAACAACACAUCGAUCGAAAGUGCACUAAAUGUGGCUGGGGUUUGCCACUCUUGGAACAAAAGCGACUGCGUACGGAAAAGAGACAAAUGCAGCUUCGAGCCAGCAAUAUCGGGAUCAAUGAAUGGUCACCGAACAUCAGUCCGCCAUCUUCUAUCGAAAUAACCCACACUGAUAUGAACUCAGAGAAUCAGCACUCCUUGGACUCGCAAAACGCGGUUACGUCUAGAAUCCAGCCUGAGAAACGACCCUGUACCCCAGAGCAUGACUCUCCCAAUCAUGUCUCGAAACGCGUUUGCACACAAUUGGAUAAGGCGAGCGCAGAGCAAAAUAUCAGUUACCCCAAAGCCACUCCAAAAAAGCGUCCUUGGAAGGACGUCUACAAAGACAGGUUCAAGGUUGGGACAAAUUGGAAGUAUGGCCGAUGUACUCUACGAGUUCUCAAAGGACAUACUAAAGGGGUCAUGUGUCUACAAUUCGUGAACAAUAUACUGGCGACUGGAUCUUAUGACAAUACUGCUAAGAUCUGGGAUCUUGCGAAUGGACAAGAGCUACGAACGCUUACUGGGCAUACCUCUGGAAUUAGAUGUUUACAGUUUGAUGAGUCUCGGCUCUUUACCGGAAGUACCGAUACGACACUGAAGGUCUGGAAUUGGCGCACUGGGGAAUGUGUGAAGACCUUCCGUGGCCAUACUCGCGGCGUAAUCUCACUCCAUUUUAGCGACAAAAUUCUCGCAUCAGGUUCCAUGGAUCAUACCAUCAAAAUAUGGCAUAUGGGGAAGCAGCACGCCUUCACGUUGCGUGGACACACCGAUUGGGUAAACAGCGUUAGGAUUGACUCUAGGUCUAGAACACUUUUCUCCGCAUCAGACGACUGCACAGCCCGACUUUGGGACCUAGACACUCGUGAAUGUCUCCAGAUCUUCAAAGGUCACGUUGGACAGGUCCAACAAGUGCUACCAUUGCCUCAGGAAUUCGAAUUCGAUGAAGACCCUGAGGAUAUCAUCCAUGAGGGAAGUGACCAAGAACGGACUGAUAGCGACACUUGUGACAAAGGCUCCAAGUCGCAACCAUUUCCAGACCCGAACAGAGCGUGUCCGCCUAAAUACAUGCUCACUGGGUCUCUCGACAGUACAAUCCGGCUCUGGCAUGUCCCCACUGGGAAAUGUAUUCGGACCUUCUUCGGCCACCUCGAAGGCGUAUGGGCUUUGGCUGCAGACACCUUGCGCAUGGUCUCAGGCGCCGAGGAUCGAAUGGUCAAGGUUUGGGACCCUCGAUCUGGUCAGCAUGAGCGCACAUUCACAGACCAUACUGGUCCUGUAACAUGUGUGGGAUUGAGCGACAGCCGCUUGGUCUCUGCGAGUGAAGAUGCAUCCGUUCGAAUAUACAGUUUCGAGGCGGACAAUGACAACUUAGUCAUCGAAGGCGAGGCUGCGGAGAGCAGAGUUGCGUGCAGAGGCACGCCUGGGUAG
Messenger RNA from Pseudovirgaria hyperparasitica, 2073 nucleotides. Its product is annotated as putative sulfur metabolite repression control protein SconB. Gene Ontology annotation, molecular function: protein binding. The coding region runs from base 1 to 2073 and encodes 690 amino acids. The record is from RefSeq and is a predicted model, not a curated record. The transcript has 2 exons. NCBI's taxonomy places the organism in Eukaryota, Fungi, Ascomycota, Dothideomycetes, Acrospermales, Acrospermaceae.